This is a messenger RNA of Thyridium curvatum, 1275 nucleotides long. RefSeq lists its product as uncharacterized. The transcript has 2 exons. Bases 1 to 1275 code for a protein of 424 amino acids. Gene Ontology annotation, molecular function: serine-type endopeptidase activity. Gene Ontology annotation, biological process: proteolysis. The record is from RefSeq and is a predicted model, not a curated record. Lineage: Eukaryota; Fungi; Ascomycota; Sordariomycetes; Thyridiales; Thyridiaceae.
AUGGCUCCUCUAUCCUGCCUGCUCGCGCCCCUGGCGGUCAUCGCCGCCGUCCUGGCCCCGGCCGCCAACGCCGCCCCGGCGCGAGACAUCAAGCCCUCGAUCCUGGGCGUGCCCAUCUCGAACCCCAACGCCAGGAACCUGAUCCCCAACGCCUACAUCGUCGUGUACAACAAGACGUUCGACGACGACGCCGUCAAGUCCUUCCAGAGCAACAUCAUGGCCACGGUGGCCAAGCGCAACAUCGGCAAGCGCGGGCUCGACGGCCGGCCGCUGAGCACGCUGGCCACGAGCUUCCAGCUCGGCGGCUGGCGCGGCAUGGCCCUCGAGGCCGACGACAAGAUGAUGGUCGACAUCUUCAACGCGCCUGAGGUCGAGUACAUCGAGCAGGACGCGCGCGUCGAGGUGCUCGCCGCGCAGACGCAGACCAACGCCCCCACGGGCCUCGUGCGCCUGAGCCACGCCGCCGCCGGCGGCAACGGCGGCUACGUCUUUGACGACAGCGCCGGCCAGGGCAUCACGGCGUUCGUGGUCGACACGGGCAUCAUGACGACGCACACCGAGUUCGGCGGCCGGGCGACCAUGGGCGCCAACUUUGUCAACAACGUCGACACCGACGAGAACGGCCACGGGUCCCACGUCGCGGGCACCAUCGGCGGCAAGACCUUCGGCGUGGCCAAGAACGUCAAGCUCGUCGGCGUCAAGGUGCUCGACGCCAAGGGCGGCGGCUCCAACAGCGGCGUCAUCGCGGGCAUGAACUUUGUCGCCCAGCAGGCCCAAUCGCAGCGCCUCGCCGGCAAGGCCGUCAUGAACAUGUCCCUCGGCGGCUCGCGCUCGCGCGCCAUCAACGAGGCCAUCAACAACAUCCGCGCCGCCGGCGUCGUCCCCGUCGUCGCGGCCGGCAACGAGAACCAGGACGCCGCCAACGACAGCCCCGCCUCGGCGCCGGGGGCCAUCACCGUCGGCGCCAUCGACCAGCGCAACGACCGCAAGGCCAGCUUCUCCAACUUCGGCCGGCUCGUCGACGUCUUCGCCCCCGGCGUCAACGUGCAGAGCGUGGGCAUCACGAGCAACACCGCCUCCAAGACGCUGAGCGGCACGAGCAUGGCCAGCCCGCACAUCGCCGGCCUGGCGGCGUACCUCAUGGCGCUCGAGGGCAUCACCGACAUCGACGCCGUGGCCGACCGCAUCACGCAGCUCGCCGGCGGCACGGGCGCGUCGGUCAAGGGCAACACGAGGGGGACGACCAACCUGAUUGCCAACAACGGCAACCAGUAG